Molecule: messenger RNA, 1757 nt
Organism: Contarinia nasturtii (swede midge)
Lineage: Eukaryota; Metazoa; Arthropoda; Insecta; Diptera; Cecidomyiidae
Product: signal transducer and transcription activator-like
Exons: 6
Biological process (GO): regulation of cell population proliferation; cell surface receptor signaling pathway via JAK-STAT; defense response
Molecular function (GO): DNA-binding transcription factor activity, RNA polymerase II-specific; RNA polymerase II cis-regulatory region sequence-specific DNA binding
Source: RefSeq, a predicted model, not a curated record
AUGGCUCCAUGGAAUACGUGGUAUAAUGAAGUGCCAUUCAUUCGCGUAAAAUCUUUAUACAAAGAUGACAUAGUGUUUGGAUUGCGUCAGUUAUUAUUUGAAUGGAUCAGUGGUAACAUACCAGAUGAUUCACGCGAAAAUCGACACAAUUUUAUGAGAUGUUUAGUUCAACAAUUGAUUUUGAGUCAUCAGGAAAUGGAUAUAAAAGUAUUAAAAUAUUGGAUUGGAAGCAUCGAUAUGGGCCAAAUUAUGUCAUCGUACGACCAUUUCGCGAAACAAUUUAUUGAUGGUUUCAUUGGUGAACGGAAUAUUUAUAAUGAUGAAAAUAAACAAUGUCAAGAAAUAGAUUAUAAAAUUCAAUAUUUACGCAUGUUGAAUAUGUGUAAUAAAAUAUCGAUGCAACGACUUGAAUUUCAAUGGAAAUCCUACUUGCCGGGAUGCAAUAAUCAAGCCGAUAUUGUGGAUUCAAUAAAAAGUGUCAUUCAACUGAUGACUUAUGUACUCCAAAUGGUCAUAGAAUCGCGUAACAACUUCUUGUCGCCAUUUCGAGAAUGUCAAAAUUUACCUGAAUCAUGCUUAUCACGACUUGCUGAGAUUCAAGUGUGGUUCGACGAAUUGGCAGAAAUUAUUCGGGACACACGAACACUGAUCAAUGGCAUCCAAAAAUAUGAUGAGAGAUGUUGCUACGCUGAACUUCACGAACUUAAUGAACUUUUUAAGCAAUUGAUCAAUUCGAUAAUGGUUUUGGAAAAUCAACCAUCUGAAAUCAUGACAAAGGAAAAGAAUUGUACAACGACCGUACGCGUUUUGUUGACAUUGGGCAGGUUCACUAGUGUAAGAAAAUUAAAUCUUGACGUAACUAUGUUUUCAGAAACAGAGAUGGAAACAUCACCUACGACUGAAAAUGGAGCUACAAUUGGAACAUCACAAUUUCAAGUGGAAGAUAAAAGUUUAAUAUGUCACCUUAAAAACAUGAAAGCAUCCGUUAAGUCGUGGCCAUUUUUUGUGAUUGUUCAUCAAAAUCAAAAAUCGGUAGCUAAAGCCGCUAUUUGGUGGGAUAAACAUUUUCCAAAUGUAGACCGAUCGAAUUCAAAGUCGUCAGUUCCUUGGGAAAGCAUGGAAGUACUUUUGAAGACGAUCUUCAAGCAUGAAACUGGAUGCGAUUUGAGCGAUUUGAAUUUGAAAGCAUUGUAUGAGAAGUGUAGCAACGGAAUCAUAAAAAAUGGUCAAUUUGUGUGGUCGCAAUCAUGCGCCAAAAUGCCGAAGUUUACAUUUACUUAUUGGGAUUGGUUUUUUUGUGCCACUAUAUUGACAAAAAAAUGUCUCAGUGAAGCGUGGAAGGAUGGACUUAUUGAUGGUUUUUCGAGUGACAGAUUAAGCGCUCAACAACUUCGCAAACGACUAGUUGUUGGUACUUUUUUACUGAGAUUUUCUGACAGUGAACUUGGCGCAUUGACACCGGUUUUUUUGGCAUAUGAUGGAAAUUCAAAAUUGGUAAAAAAGAAAUUUACGCCAAUUACAAUUAAAGAAUUUGAAAUAAUGAUUCGUGAACCCAAUGACCCGAUGUAUUGUGGAAUUGGAAACCUUAUCUCUAAAUUAAAAGAAUGCACCCAUCUUGCGAACGGAGUAUCGAAGUCGGAGGCAUUCAAAAACCACAUUACAACAUUACCAAAUAAAACAAAAGUGGGUUAUGAAACAAGACCAGUUAGCACUUCAGGGUCAGCACAAAUUCAAACACCACGGGCACCGCCGCAGAG